UACAUGUGUCCGGGUCGCACUCGAAAAGCAAAUGUAGCAUUCGACGACGUAGUGUGACAGUCCUGAAAAACAAAUAUAUGUUCUGGAGACAGGGUAAUAACGGAUACGAUGAGGACAAACAUUCAACAUUUUAACAUGAGACCCAAGAUUAUUACAUGGGCGGUGGGAAUAAGGUCUCCGACUAAAAUCAAGUGCCAAUCAAACACGCCCACGAUUUCCGAUAGUGUAAUUUGACACAGUUGUCCAGGAACGAAGCAAAUCAAUGAAACGCAAGGACAAUGACGAGAAUAUUCUCCAAUGUGGUUGCAGAUAUUGACAGUGAACUGCAUGGGAAGUUUCCCUCAGAUUUUGAUUACCAUGCAAUGGUGAGGAGAGUCAGCGAGGACGCUGGUGUGAAGAUUCGGGAUGGCGGUGACAGUAAACACAUCUCUCUACAGGGCGUUUGGGUCGCUAUGGAGAGGGUUCAUAGCCUGCUUGCCACAGCAUUGGCAGUGUACGGAGCCAGAGUGGUCCCAAGGGAUACGACUUCUCCAUCACCCACACAAGAUUUUCCAAACUCUGCAAGUGUAGUUCUGAAAUCUGCAUCAUGUAUCGUCUCUGAAGACAGCUUUUCACAACAGGACACACUCAAUCCAGUGACCCAAAGUGAGAAAGACAUUCCUGUAUCAAGUCAUGAAAAGAUGGAAGUAAAAGGAGAAUCUAGCACGGGUGAGAUUAUCAUGAAACCUAAGUUUGGAAAACGUACAAAAAAGAGGAAACCAGUAAAAUCACUCACUUUACCAAAGUCGGAAUCAACUGUCACAAGUACCAUAAGAAGAGAACGUAAACAACAAUUGACACACAACAACGAUAACUGUAAACUUGAUGAAUCUGUACCGGAAAAUGAUGAAAGUAAGAACUUGGAAAGUAUGGAGGCAACUGAGCAAUCUGUCAAGAGGAAACGAGGACGUCCCAGAAAGCAUUCUCCUGGACUUUCAAGUCAAAGGAUAUUCACCAAGUUCAGAUCAAAAUUCAAUCACAGAAAAAAAUAUUCAAGAUUGAAGCGAACUAUACAUGAUGAUGGAAAGAAUUUGAGUAGAGGAAGGGGUCGACCUCGAAAGUUCCCAGAAGGAGAUCCAGAGGAAUUUCCAUGUCCUGAAUGUGAUUUUGUUGCCAAAACUCGGAACACACUUGGAGAUCACAGACAUAGAGUUCACCUUGCUAACCCGACUAAAUGUGAUAUAUGUCAUAAAGUCUUCCCUAAUCGUCGGUACAUGAAGCGUCACCGUGCAUCUCAUGUGGAGCCACAACACUGUUGUGAUGUUUGUGGGAAAAUGUAUAAAAUCCGAAAAGCUAUGCAGGAACAUAAGAAAACUCACGAGGAAGGAUAUUCCAGGCCGACAUUUCAGUGUGGUAUGUGUCCAAAGUCAUUCUGUAGUAAUUACAUUCUCUCAUGCCAUGUCAAAUCCGAACAUUUGGGUCAGAAGAAAAGCUUUCUGUGUUCAGUAUGUGGCAAGAGCUUUACAACUAAACAUUCACUCCAAGAGCAUUCAAAUGCUCACACUGGUGCUAAGCCUCACAUUUGUGAAGUGUGUGGUAAAGGAUUUUGUUAUGAAUCUGCGCUACGAGAUCAUAAAUAUGUUCAUAUUGGUGCUAAGCAAUUUAUCUGUGAAAUUUGUAGUAAAGGAUUCAGCCAACGAUCUGGAUUAAAAAUGCAUAUGAGAAUUCAUGAACAAAAAAAACAAUUUGUGUGUAGCGACUGUGGUCGUGAGUUCACACAAAAGCAAGCUCUUCAGAGACAUGAGAGGGUUCACAAGGGAGAUAAGCCAUUUAUAUGUAAGCUGUGUUCCAGGACGUUCAGUGAUGCAUCAAUCAUUCGUCGUCACAUGAUUUUGGUUCAUAAAAUCCACAAAGAUGCCAAAACAUGGAGAGAGGAUAUAAUAUGCAAAGUACAAGGGGCUCUGAAUUACCAUGUUGAGAAAAUAUCUGAAGUUGAGGAGAAGGUUGAUCAUCAAGAUUCAACAGCUUCAGCUGAGAUGGAUGUUCUAGCUGCAGCAGCUAAAGCCGUAGAAUUACCACUUGUUGAUGGCCCUGGUUCUCCUGAUGUGGGAAGACCUUCGAGCUCGGGGUACAGUGUGUACAAAUCAGAUGGAUAUGCUGAUGUUAGUGUGGUGAACCCUGGAUUACAGGAGGGUCAGGCUAUUGAUCAGUCAGGCCGUAGAGACAUCCAUCCAGCUUCGUCUUCCUCAUCUCCCUGGUACCCCUCUCUCAAACCUGAACUGAUCCAGCUGCAGAAACAGGACUUUACUCAAGACAAACAUGGUUCUAGCACCUACUUAGAAACACAACACACAGAGCAGCAUCAUUCCCAGACAGCCUACCUGGAUGCCCCAAGUCGACCACAGAGCCAGGAAGCUUUGCCGCUGAAAAGUCAAAACCAUGAAAUAUCUGUGGAAGGGCAGAUAGGUCGAACAGACAGUCCAGCACAUCCAUAUCUACCUAUCCCACAGGAUUCGAGAUUUGCCAUUAACCAUAACAACCGCUACACACACAGUGUACACGUUGACAGAGGUGCUCAGUAUGCAACAGAUUCCUGCCCAGAUGCCAGCAAUCACCAUGCACCGUUUGUGUCUGAUCCAGAGAAAAUCGACCACUCGAUCAACUACCCAGAAACAGCAGACAGAGGGGAUAGAGUAGCCCACUAUUCUACAGUGAACCGAGACAGAACAGACAGACAGGCUCAGUACUCCCAGGAGAGCACAGAUGGGUGUGAGCAACCCUCCCCCUACCCCCCAGACACUCCCCCCACUCGGACUGACCCAUCUACUCCUGGCAGCAGCAGUAACAACUUCCCUACCUCGCCCCAACCAUGGCCCUCCAUGUAUGCAUACUACUCCCAUCUGGCCAACCAGUUUGGGAUGACACUAAGUGACUAUGCCUACAUGGCAAAUCCAGGGAAUUCACAUCAGUAGUCAUCGUUAUAUGUCUUUACUCUCUGCAGUGUGCUAGGGCAGAAAUCCACAACUGGCUAGCACAUGGCUUGUCAGUGAUUGUCAGAUACGAGCACUUACCCUCUAGUCCCAAUUCAUAACCAUGAUAAAUGUAAUAGAGGAAUUCCACUGUUUGAUGCCCUUUUUUUAUUGAAGAUUAGAUGUUUUGAUUUGUGAAUUUGAUUUGUUUGACAAAACUCGCAGCAAUAUUCCAGCUAUAUGACGUCGGUCUGUAAGUAAUCAAGUCUGGACCAGACAAUUCAGUGAUUGACGUUAUGAGCAAUGAUCUAUGCAAGUAGGACAUGAUGACAUUCAUCAACUAAGUCAGCAAACCUGACCACUCAAUCUCAUUUUUCGCCUCUUACCCCAGGCAUGGGUUACUGAAGACCAAUUCUAAAUCGGAUGGUCACGGGCUUGUGAAUGUGUGAAUCUGAGACAUUGUAUGUUUCUAAUUGGGUAAUCAUUGACUGUUGAUAAACAUGUCAAAGUUGUAUUUGCAAGACUUGCCAAUGACUGCCAAUUUGGCUGAGCAUAGUCCUCCUUUAAGGUAGCCGUAAACUACAUGUAUGUUUCUUCACAUUGUCUGUAUUUUACACCAAAAGUAUGGUGUCACUUUUGUUGGGUAGUUCAUUCUCACAGAACACUGUGUCACAUCACUUUGUUAUAACUUUAACAUAGAUUUAUGACUGAUGUAGCAGUAUGUGAUUAAGUGUUAUAAACAAUAUCAGAAAACUUACUUCGACAUCUUCCAUUGAACUAAACAAAACAAUUAAGGGCCUGUUCAUGCAAGUUCGUGCCCAUCAGGACAAGUUCAUGCCCAUCAGGGCCAGUUCGUACCCAUCAGGGUAAGUUCGUGCCCAUCAGGGCAAGUUCGUGCCCACCAGGUCCAGUUCGUGCCCAUCAGGUCCAGUUUGUGCCCAUCAGGGCUAGUUGAUGCCCAUCAGGGCCAGUUCCUCCCCAUCAGGACAAGUUCGUGCCCAUCAGGGCCAGUUCCUGCCCACCAGGGCAAAUUGGUGCCCACCAGGGCAAAUUGGUGCCCACCAGGGUAAGUUUGUGCCUAUCAGGGCCAGUUCCUAGGGCUAGUGGGGCGGUCGGGUAGCCUAGUGGUCAAAGCGUUCGCUCGUCACGCCGAAGACCCGGGUUCGAUUCCCGACAUGGGU
Molecule: messenger RNA, 4129 nt
Organism: Haliotis rufescens (red abalone)
Lineage: Eukaryota; Metazoa; Mollusca; Gastropoda; Lepetellida; Haliotidae
Product: zinc finger and BTB domain-containing protein 24-like
Exons: 1
Coding region: 279-2951 (890 amino acids)
Biological process (GO): regulation of transcription by RNA polymerase II
Cellular component (GO): chromosome
Molecular function (GO): chromatin insulator sequence binding
Source: RefSeq, a predicted model, not a curated record